Messenger RNA from Saccharomycopsis crataegensis, 615 nucleotides. RefSeq lists its product as uncharacterized. The transcript has a single exon. The record is from RefSeq and is a predicted model, not a curated record. The coding region runs from base 1 to 615 and encodes 204 amino acids. Lineage: Eukaryota; Fungi; Ascomycota; Saccharomycetes; Ascoideales; Saccharomycopsidaceae.
AUGGAUCAGAAAACCGGCGAUAAAAAACGUAUCGGGGUGAUCCAAGCCCUGCGACUGGCGUCUGUCACCGUGAUUCUGGCUCCAGGCGACAUGGUAUUUGCUGCUGGAACCGCGAUGGUAUCAGCAGGGACCGCAGUUUAUAAAAAAGUUCUUGGAAAGAAACCAUCUUUGGAUGAUAAACGGAAGACCCUUUCAGGAGAGCCACAACAAAUACCUACCUCAACAUCAACAUCAGCAUCAACAUCAUCAUCAUUGCAGAAACUGCAUCAAUCCCCACGGAAUAAAAUCAUCCAAGAAUCAUUCUCACGACAUCAUUCACGAUCGAGGUCUAGUCUGACCAUGGGAAAACAUCGUCGAGGUGGGAUAAAGAAAUCCCAAAGGAAUGGUGGUAUUUUCACCAUUACGUCUUCGUCUGCUUCUGGAUUGACCUCAUCGGGAUUGAAAAAUGGUGGUUCGAUUUCUGUCAAUGAUAAAAACGGGACGUUGGAAAAAAAAAACCCUCCAGUCAUUGGGAUACAUUCGUGUAAAGAGUUGUUCUCCAUGGUGUUUCUAUUUGCUGAUGUGAUGUUAUUCAUUGUUGUGGUGAUGUUAUUCUUGUUUGGUUUCUUUAGGUGA